UGCUCGAGGUAUGAAUAACUAUAUGAAGAGUCUUCUGAGCGUGAAUGUGUGACAGUAGUCGGGUAGGUCUGUAAGUAACACAUGUUGCAGCUAUUACAGCCAUUUGCAGUUUCACUGUAGGAUGAUGCGAGCUUAGACAUGCAUGGCUUAAUCUUUGAAAUAAAUUGUGAUGGUGGCAAGAUCAACCUGAAUGCUCGGAGAUCACACAAACGCCUUUCUACGCGCGUGCCAACGCCCAUUACGUCAGUAAGUAUCGUCUCUGGUUCAGCCAAUCACAGUAAUUACCGUCCCCGGCUCACCCAAUCACCAUUAAGCUCUCCAAGUGCACACAAGCCAAGCUUCAGUGACAGACGACAGUCGUUGAAGUGUGAUGGACCUCUUGUGUCGUGAGGUCGUCACACCAGUCGUCGAUAAAUCUGUCGUCAGGACCACCUCAACAACACACGAGGAGGACGAGAGUAGAGAGUGUGUUGGCUUUGUCCAGAUGUAGAGAUGUUCUCAACCUGACACUGACAGUGACACUGACACCGACACUGACACCAACACCGACACUGACACCGACACCGACACUGACACCGACACCGAGACAACAAAGUUUACUUGUGUCACAGGAAUCACCAGUCAUGACGAGAUAUCGGUACACAAAACACGUUCACAGUGACUAUUCUGUCCAGUGACUAACGCUUUGCCACACAGAGAUGAGUUUCCUCCCCUCACACAGACAGCAGACACACUGGAGUCAGUUCAGGGGAGACUACUAGUCAGUUAUGUCACGUCGUCAGCCGUCUGCUUCACAGCAGACAAAGAGCAGGAGAGGGAAGGGUGGCAGUGGUGGACGACCGUCUGGGAACGUUUACCUACACGCCGUGACUGAUGGACAGGCUACUCUUCUUGCUGACACGGCAACCACAAGACCGCUUUGUGAGGUAGAGAAAGGCUCGGGCGCUCAUGUCAUGCUGGACUCUAAGGCCUCACCUGUACCAGGUAUGAAGGUUGUCGUCAUCACUGGUCAACCCUCGCAGAUCCACACAGCCGUCAGGCUCAUCAGUCACAAGACUGGCGCUCAGGGAACACUGUCAGACCAAGCCCUGACAUUCUGGUUCCAGUGGGUUGAGGCUUCGUUCCCUGAUCUCGACUCACGCGCCUACUUCCUGCCUCCUGUCUACUUCAACCGCGUGCCCAUGGUAAGACAGUCGGUAGCUGGUCAGGAUGUUCUUGUCCUCCAGUCAGCAUCUGGUCAGGCCGGUCAGUCCAGCCAGUCCGUGACGACUCCAUCCGCCGCUGUUCAAACUUGUCUUCCUCAGCCUCCUCGUGUUCAGGACAGUGAUGUCCGAGAUGACUCAGCCAUGCAGCGGGUCCUCUUCUGUCUGAGGAAGAUGACUGAACAGAAGGGAGAAGUGUUGUUUGCAAUGAGCAAUCUACAGUUCGCACAGUACCUGGGGGAACCUUGUUACGCUGCUGCGGCUGCUCAGUUGGCCCUACCCGCCAACCUUCCUUCCACCCAGCCACGAAACUGGAAACAGGGAGACUUUGAUGUGCUUCUUAUUCACCGCCAUUACGGCUUUGUGGUCUGUGAGGUGAAAGCGUUUGGUGACAACGUACAUGCACUCAGUAUGUCGCCUCAGGUAAUAGCAGAUAAAAUAAGAGGGAAGCUGAAAGAGGCCGCGACACAGCUGGACAAGGCGGCGGCCAUGUUGUCACACCUGGUGUCCGAUGUUACACCUGGACUGCACAUCACUAAGGUCAUUGCAGUCCCUAACCUAAAGGCUGAUCAGGUGAAGCAGGCUUUGUCUGGCCACAAACAGCUAACACAGGACCUGUGUCGAUGUCUGGGAACAACAGACCCCGCCGACAUCCCAGGUGUGUGUCUGUGCUGUGAUCAGCUGUCUGACCCCAAGACACCGUGUGACGUCAGAAGUCACGUGCUGAGGGAACUCGGACACUGGUGGCAGCGACGUGUAGCUGGGGCUGGACGUGACAGGCUCAUGACUGAUGCUGUGUACAGGACUCUGGUGGCCAGACACAAGAAAAGGCACUUCCCGUCAUUCUGUAACCAGCUGCUGAUACGAGUUCCUCGUCUCCAUCUGUGGGCCGCAAGUUGUUAUUAUGCAUUCAUACCCGCCUGCUGGCAAGUGGAAUAUUUAACCAGACCCCUCCGCUCUCCUCCGUCUGUCGUCAGGGAAGUCGAGCAGGACGAGAAGAUCAGUAAAUACCGUGUUGUCCACCCGUACUGUAAGCGAGGUGUACCCGACCACACAGACGGCCCGCCAGUCACACGACUGUAUCACCGAGGACAGGGUCACUCAGGUGACAGGCCAGGUGGCUGUGUGACGUGCGGUCGUGACGUGGCCAGCUUCCUACACAGUCUCCGUGUUGGUGUUACAGGGAGUUGCACAACAACAUCGACAACAGUGACGUCCACCAGCGGCUUCACAACACCACCCUGUCUACAGUGGAGAGACGUGCUGUUGGUGCACUGGGGUGACUUUAGUGACAACUCGGGUUUGGUGACAGGACUGCUAGAAGCGGGUAUCCCAGUGCGGGUGAUGACGGAUGAAGACAUCGAGGACGUGGCCACGGCCAGCAGUGACGUGGUGUGGGUGGCGAGUGGAUGUCGUGUUCGUGGUCUGGAGAGAAAAGCGUCGUGUGUGUGAACGAUCCUGCGUUUAACUUCACGAGAAUGUUUGAAGGCGAUACGAAAGACAAGCUUAGACGAAUGAUGCACGGCUUUGUCCAACUUGACCUCAUGUCCCGCUGUACGUCACAACUUGUGAUUGUUUAUCCUGAAGAUGACUGACAUUCACUCACCUGUCACUGUUUUAGUUGUGUGUCUGUCUCUCUUUUACAUUAACCGUUGUUUUUAGCCUUUCUCCUCUUGUACUAUCAGUUUAUCACGAGAUUAUGUACGUUAGUGUGUAUCAGUGUCAACAUCAAUAUCACACGGUCUACUUUACACAACAUCUAAUGUCAUCACAGUUAUCAUGUGAAGUAAACUAUUCAGUUCAGAAUAUAUUUUAUAUUAAAGUUGUCUUAUUACA
Molecule: messenger RNA, 3038 nt
Organism: Pomacea canaliculata
Lineage: Eukaryota; Metazoa; Mollusca; Gastropoda; Architaenioglossa; Ampullariidae
Exons: 8
Coding region: 768-2654 (628 amino acids)
Source: RefSeq, a predicted model, not a curated record